This is a messenger RNA of Colletotrichum orchidophilum, 981 nucleotides long. RefSeq names its product SAM-dependent methyltransferase. The transcript has a single exon. NCBI's taxonomy places the organism in Eukaryota, Fungi, Ascomycota, Sordariomycetes, Glomerellales, Glomerellaceae. Bases 1 to 981 code for a protein of 326 amino acids. The record is from RefSeq and is a predicted model, not a curated record.
AUGUCUCAAUCCCACCCCGAAGCCCCAUCACAAACCCUCCUCUUCUCUCUCGCGGAAUCCUACCCCCACAGCCCAUCCCAGCUACACACCGUCAUCAUCCCGCAACUAACCCACCGCCUCCGCCUCUCAACACUCUGGUCCAUCGCCCCAGGCACCAGAGUUCUCGACAUCGGCUGCGGACAGGGCGACUCCGCCCUCGUCCUCUCCCACGCCGUCGCCCCCCCAUCCACAACCGGAGACGGCAACAACACCACCCAUACCGGCCCCGCCCCAGUUCCGGGACACGUCACGGCCCUAGACCCGGCACCCGGCGCCUACGGCAGCCCAUUCACCCUCGCCCAAGCGCAAUCCCACAUUUCCUCCUCACCGCACGGUGCGCACAUCACCUUUCACCAGUCCGACGCGCCGUCUUACCUCGCCUCCCACUCCGCCGAGACCUUUGACUCCGCGACCCUGUGUCACUCGCUAUGGUACUUUUCCUCCGGCGCGGCAAUCUCCUCCCUGUUUGAUGCCCUCUACACCUCCUCCUCCGAGCAGCAUCAGCACCAGAUCAAGAGGCUCUGUUUCGCAGAGUACGCCUUCAAAGCCAGAACACCAGCCCAGAAGCCGCACGAGAUGGCCGUCGCGGCGCAAAAGAGGUUCUACGCGCUGCAAGCGGAUAAGGGCUUCACCCUGGACCAGGGCAAUAUCCGCGGCGCUCUCGAUCCGGAGGAGAUCCUGGCUUUGGCCGAGAAGGCCGGGUGGAGGUUGAAGGAUCGGGGCGUCGUUGAUACCCCCGGAUUGCUCGACGGGCAGUGGGAAGUCGCAGCCGUGCUUGAUCCCUCCUGGGCCGAGGGGAUCAUCAAGGAGGGGUUGGGAAAAGAGGCAGAGGAGGAGUUACUGGGGUACGUGAGCGACAUACAGGCUGCGGUGAGUGAGCUGAAGAAGACUGGCGAUAAAGCUACGACGAUGGAUGCCGUUUGGGUGGUUAUGGAGCGUUAA